This is a messenger RNA of Rhizoctonia solani, 453 nucleotides long. RefSeq lists its product as uncharacterized. The record is from RefSeq and is a predicted model, not a curated record. The coding region runs from base 1 to 453 and encodes 150 amino acids. The transcript has 6 exons. NCBI's taxonomy places the organism in Eukaryota, Fungi, Basidiomycota, Agaricomycetes, Cantharellales, Ceratobasidiaceae.
AUGGCGGAUAGGGCAACGGUACCGGAUGUAGGAGAUGGUCCAGAUAAUCCGAUAGAAGUGGCGCAACAGACAUUGUUGAACGCUCUAAAAGAAGAUGCUGAACAUCGUGCCUCUCAGGCUCAACAGACGGCCGAGCUUGAGCUUAAUGUGUGGCUCGAAAAAUUCGUGAUGAACGCUUCGAUGCAGAUGGACAACGAAGCCCACCCUCAAGGAGUAAUUCAGGAGCUUCACACGAUGCUUGAAGAGCAAGUCAAGUCCGCGGGAGAUAUUGCGAGUUCGCUGAACGCACUGCUUGUUUCAUUCAAUGAAGAGCAGGCUCGCAAUGCGCAAGCUAGAGAAAGCCUCGCUACAGAUGCUGUCUUAAAAAUGAUUGAGGUUCAGCGGCAGGAGCAAGAACGAUUACUGAAGCAGCUGGCAUCAGCGACAUACGAGGAGAACGCAUACGGUUUGUAG